GGCGGCCGCUGAGGGAGGGGUCCCGCCCGGUUCGGUCCGGUUGGGGCCGGUUCGAUCCGGAUCGAUCCGGUUCGGGUCCGGAGGCCGCCGCGGCCAUGCAGAAGAUCAAGUCCCUCAUGACCCGACAGGGGCUCCUGAGUCCUCAGGAGAGCAUCAGUGACCUGAGCCCCAUCGAGAACCUGCGACUCCCCAACAAGGAAGAACUGCGGGAGCCCCCGAGCGACCCCCAGGCGGACCAGGAACUGAUCGACAGCAUCGAGCAAGUCUAUUUCUCCACGGAUUCAUACGACAUCGUCCAGUACGAGCUGGAGAAGCUGCCUCCCGUCUUCAGCCUGCAGGACCUGGAGCUCUACAGAGACAAGUUAAAGCAGCAGCAAGCCGCCGUAUCUAAAAAAGUUGCUGACUUGAUUCUUGAGAAGCAGCCUUCAUAUGUUAAGGAGCUGGAGCGUGUGACGUCGCUGCAGGCGGGUCUCCAGCUGGCCGCCGUCAUCUGUACGAACGGAAGGAGGUGCCUGAAUAUCGCGAAGGAAGGCUUCACCCAAGCCAGCUUGGGCCUCCUGGCGAAUCAGCGGAAACGGCAGUUGCUGAUCGGGCUGCUCAAGUCCCUGCGCACCAUCAAGACGCUGCAACGGACCGACGUGCGUUUAAGUGAGAUGAUGGAGGAAGAGGACUUCCCCGGAGCCAUCCAGCUGUGCUUGGAGUGCCAGAAGGCAGCCAGCACGUUCAAGCACUACAACUGCAUAAGUGAGCUCAACUCCAAGCUACAGGAUACACUGGAACAGAUCGAGGAGCAACUGGACGUGGCCCUUUCCAAGAUCUGCAAGAACUUCGACGUGGGUCACUACACCAAGGUGCAGCAAGCCUACCGGCUCCUUGGGAAAACCCAGACCUCCAUGGACCAGCUGCACAUGCACUUCACUCAGGCCGUCCACAACACCGUGUUCCAGGUGGUCCUCGGCUACGUGGAGCUGUGCGCGGGAAACUCGGACACCAGGUUCCAGAAGCUGCAGUACAAGGAUCUGUGCACGCACGUCACGCCCGACAGCUACAUUCCCUGCCUCACUGACCUCUGCAAAGCACUCUGGGAAGUGAUGCUCAGCUAUUACAGGACCAUGGAGUGGCACGAAAACCAACGCCGCCACGAGGAGGAGGAGGAGGAGGAGGAGGAGGAGGCCGGCGCAGCCAGCGGUUCAGAAGGUAGUCACGUGGCAGGAGGCGAAGAGACCAGCUUUGACCGCGGCUACGUGAAGAAGAAACUGGAACACGGCCUCACGCGUAUCUGGCAGGACGUGCAGCUGAAAGUGAAGACCUACCUGCUCGGGACGGACAUGUCCAUGUUCAAGUACGACGACUUCAUCUUCGUGCUGGACAUCGUCAGCAGGCUGAUGCAAGUUGGGGAGGACUUCUGCGGAAGCAAGUCGGAGGUUUUGCAGGAAUCCAUCCGGAAGCAGAGCAUCAACUACUUCAAGAAUUACCACAGAACCCGACUGGACGAGUUGAGGAUGUUCCUGGUGAACGAGGCCUGGGAGCUGUGCCCUGUCAAGUCCAGCUUCAGCAUCUUGCAGCUCCACGAAUUUAAGUUCCUGGAGCAGCCCCGGUCCCCGUCGGUCUCCCCGAGUCGGCAGCCGGCCGCUCCGCUCCGCACGCCAGGGACCUUGUUCGGGGCCGGAGGGAACCCGUUUGAAAUCCAGGCCAACAACAAGGACGAAGAGACAGAAGAUGUUUUGGCUUCCAAUGGGUAUGAGUCAGACGAGCAGGAGAAAAGUGCCUACCAGGAGUACGACAGCGACAGCGACGUCCCUGAGGAGCUGAAGCGGGACUACGUGGACGAGCAGACGGGAGACCCCCCGGUAAAGAGCGUUUCGCGGGAAACCUUGAGGAGCAGGAAGCGAUCGGACUAUAGCCUCAGCAAAACCAACGCGCCCAUUCUGACAAACACCACACUGAACGUCAUCAGACUCGUGGGAAAGUACAUGCAGAUGAUGAACAUCCUGAAGCCAAUCGCGUUCGACGUGAUCCACUUCAUGUCCCAGCUCUUCGAUUACUACUUGUAUGCGGUCUAUACCUUCUUUGGCCGACACGAUUCGUUGGAGUCGACAGGCCUGGGCCUGAGCAGUAGCCGCUUGAGGACCACUCUGAGCAGGAUCCAGGAGAGCCUGAUCGACCUGGAGGUGACGGCAGACCCCGUGGGCCCCGGCGCUGUGGCGGAAGAGAGAAAGGAGAAGGUCCCCAGCCCCCACCUGAGCCACUUGGUGGUCCUGUCAUCCGGGAGCUCGCUGUACGGCUUGGCAGAGAGGGUGGUCGCCACCGAGUCCCUGGUGUUUCUGGCCGAGCAGCUCGAGUUCCUUCAGCCCCACCUGGAUGCAGUCAUGCCGGCAGCCAAGAAACCCUUUCUCCAGCAGUUCUACUCCCAGACCGUGUCCAUGGCCAGCGAACUGCGCAAACCCAUUUACUGGAUCGUAGCCGGGAAGGCCAUUGACUAUGAACAGAUGCUGCUGCUCAUGGCCAACGUGAAGUGGGACGUCAGAGAAAUCAUGUCGCAGCACAACAUCUACGUGGAUGCCUUAUUGAAGGAGUUCGAGCAGUUCAACAGGAGGCUGAACGAGGUGUCCAAAAGGGUCCGGAUCCCUCUGCCGGUGUUGAAUAUCCUGUGGGAGCACUGCAUCCGGCUGGCCAACCGAACGAUCGUGGAGGGUUACGCGAACGUGAAGAAAUGCAGCAACGAGGGGAGGGCCCUGAUGCAGCUGGACUUCCAGCAGUUCUUAACGAAGCUGGAGAAGCUGACCGACAUCCGGCCCAUCCCGGACAAGGAGUUCGUGGAGACCUACAUCAAGGCGUACUACCUGACCGAAAACGACAUGGAGCGCUGGAUCAAGGAGCACCGGGAGUACUCCACCAAGCAGCUGACCAACCUGGUGAACGUCUGCCUGGGCUCCCACAUCAACAAGAAAGCCAGACAGAAACUCCUCGCGGCCAUCGACGACAUAGACAGACCGAAAAGAUAAUCCCCACCCCGGGCCUCGACCCCAUAGUCCCGCCCUCCGCCCGCACCGGGGAGACGCGUUGCCUGGCCACCCUCUUCUGUGGGACCACUGCAGAUGCUGGGCAGAGCGGGGCCGCACAGGUCGAGAUCCUCUGUCGCCUUCUCCUCCCUCCAGUCCCCUUGUCCUGUCCCAUCCUGGUGCGGUAUUCCCGUUUUGUUGUUCUGUUGUUUUGUGGUUCAAAGUUGUAUAUUUUGGGCAAGAGUAUAUACUGUAAGUACAAAAUUAAGAGGCAACCAGAUCGGUUAUUAUGUAAUUGAGCAGCUCUGGGGAGAAAGCUGGGGUGGAGAGGUUGGCUGAGCUUUCCUCUCCCCACUCCCUUCAUCCCCCUUGCCAGGAGCCGGCCCUCCGGAGCAGGCGGGACCCAAGAGGGUGGAUGGAGAUCCCGGGGUUUCCGAGUGGGCGCGCCGCGCGGGGUCCAGACCACACGUCGGCGGAGACUGGCGAGACCCAAACCUUGUCCUGGGUUGUAUUUUCGAAUGCUAAAUUUUAUUUCCGGAUUCGUCGCAUCAUGUCAAAGUGAGAACUGACUAAUUAUGAGGCGGGAAUAAAUGCGGUCCACUGAA
Messenger RNA from Tachyglossus aculeatus (Australian echidna), 3607 nucleotides. It is a transcript of the gene VPS50, whose product is annotated as VPS50 subunit of EARP/GARPII complex. The coding region runs from base 96 to 3005 and encodes 969 amino acids. Gene Ontology annotation, molecular function: SNARE binding. Lineage: Eukaryota; Metazoa; Chordata; Mammalia; Monotremata; Tachyglossidae. The record is from RefSeq and is a predicted model, not a curated record. Gene Ontology annotation, biological process: retrograde transport, endosome to Golgi; endocytic recycling. Gene Ontology annotation, cellular component: EARP complex. The transcript has 28 exons.